CCGAGAGGCGGGACGCCGAGGAAAGCCAAUCGCGGGACGCACUCGGCGCAGCCGCACCCCAAGGCUCUGGGGCGGGGGUGUCACCCUGACCCGGCCGGUCCCGCUCCCGGGCUCCGAGGCUAUGGCCGGGAGCGGGUGGCUGGCGCUGCGGACGAUGCCGGGGCCUGGCUGGGUGCGGGGCUCUGGCCCCGCCGUGCUGAGGCGCCUGCGGGAUGCGGCUGUGGUGCGGCCCGGCUUCCUGAGCGCGGCCGAGGAAGAGACGCUGAGGCGCGAGCUGGAGCCGGAGCUGCGCCGCCGCCGCUACGAGUUCGACCACUGGGACGCGGCCAUCCAUGGCUUCCGAGAGACAGAAAAGUCUCGCUGGUCAGAGGCAAGCCGGGCCAUCCUGCAGCGUGUUCAGGCAGCCGCCUUUGGCCCAGACCAGACCCUGCUGUCCUCAGUGCACGUGCUGGACCUGGAACCUCGGGGCUACAUCAAGCCACAUGUUGACAGCGUCAAGUUCUGCGGAACCACCAUCGCUGGCCUGUCCCUGCUGUCUCCCAGUGUCAUGCGGCUGGUGCACACCCAGGAGCCUGGGGAGUCGCUAGAACUCUUGCUGGAGCCAUGCUCACUGUACAUCCUUAGAGACUCUGCCCGUUAUGACUUCUCCCAUGAGAUCCUUCGGGAUGAAGAGUCCUUCUUUGGGAAACUUCGGGUUCCCCGAGGCCGACGCAUCUCCGUGAUCUGCCGCUCCCUCCCUGAGGGGGUAGGACCAGAGGAGCCUGGGCAGCCACCCCCAGCCUGCUGACCCCCAGGCCCUUUGACCAGCUUCUCAGGGACACUGUUUGUGAAUAAAGCUAGGAAAUGGACAAGGUGG
Molecule: messenger RNA, 856 nt
Organism: Myotis myotis
Lineage: Eukaryota; Metazoa; Chordata; Mammalia; Chiroptera; Vespertilionidae
Gene: ALKBH7
Product: alkB homolog 7
Exons: 4
Coding region: 122-787 (221 amino acids)
Biological process (GO): DNA damage response; fatty acid metabolic process
Cellular component (GO): mitochondrial matrix
Source: RefSeq, a predicted model, not a curated record